UGGAAAGGAAGGCCGGCUUGGAUAUGUGGCAUACCGGCUUUGGAGUAAAGCUAUAAAACCUGUCCCAGAGGCUCUCGCAAGCAUUAUUUGUAUUUUGUGCAGCGAAAAGGAAGUUAUCGAGGUAACGGUCUUAAACAAACUUCAGCAUCAUGAAUCAGCUUUUCAUUCUAGUAGCCGUAGUGGCUGCUUUUGCUAAUGCCAAAGAAGAACCAUUUUCAAUAGGCCUUGGCACUCUAUCCCCUUCUUACAGGCAGACUGUUGGAAAAGAAAAUGUUAAGGUCAAUGUGGAACAGAGAGACGACGGCUUUUCUUACAGCGUUGGAGAUCCUAGGACAGGUACAAACACUUAUCUCAACUUUGGAGGAGCUUCAGCAGGUCAAGCAGUAAACCCAGCUGGUUAUGCAUCUGGAUAUGGAGCCUCAGCAGGUCAAGCAAUUAACCCAGCCGGCUAUGCAUCUGGACAUGGCGCUUCAGCAGGUCAAGCAAUAAACCCAGCUGGCUAUGCAUCUGGACUUGGCUCAGGAUAUGGCUCACUAGGUGCUUCUGUCAACCCUGGUGCUUAUUCUCAAAUGCCAUCUAUCAGUCCUGGAGGAUAUGGUGGUUCAGUUUCUUCCCAAUAUGGCAGCCCUUCUGCUUAUGGUGGACUUUCUGGACUCCCUUCCCCUUCUUAUGGUAGCAACAGUGGUUUAGCUGGAUAUGGUGGACCUUCCGGUCAAAGUGGAUUGUACAGUGGACCUGCUUCAGUCCAAGGUGGUUACGGAUCAUCCUCUCCUGUUGGUGCAAGUGGAUUUUAUGGAAGCAGUAAUCUCGAAGCAGCUCGCAAACCUGAAGAUAAUCCUGCUCCAAUAAUACCAGCUGGAUUCUCUUAUCAUGGCACUGAAGGACAAGCAUUUUUGAGACAAGGAGAUUCCCCUAAUUUUGUUAUAUCUGAUGACAACAAAGGUGCAAAUCUCGGUCCUGCUCAACGAAGCUUUCAAACUCGUGGAGGUCUUCCAGUAGGGGGAUAUGCCGGACCUCAGCAUUCUGGUACCUUCAAAGAGCAAAAUGGAUAUUUUCCUUAAACAGAUUUCUUCAACUCUAAAUUAAAAUUUCUAAGACUCAUACUCGAUAUUUAUGGGAGUAGUAUUGCUCUAAAACGUGGAGCAAGUGGAAAUCUUUCCAAACUAGAGAGCUGGACUGAUCACUACCAUCAGUUUAGUAAUGUGAGUUGUCAUUCAAAAAUAUUGUCAAGCAAUCGAUCUUUCGAAAACUAUCCCUUUCUGAGUUUUGGUGAAUACUUAAUGUUUUUCUCGACGCUAUUUUAAAAAGAAAACCAAUUGCUGCUUCUUCGAAACAAAAUGAAACAUUAUCGGUAAAAACAAUACUGAAGAAUAAUUACUUUAGUGCCAGAAAUAAUCAAAUAUCAAGCUAAGAAUGUCAGAAAAAUGUACAAGAUAAAUGAUAAUUUUAAUAUUUGGCUUACAUCUUGCAGUAUUCUAGCGAUAUCAAUUAACAAUACAUUACAUAUAAAUUAUACGUUUUCGAUCGUUUGAUAAAAAUUAUACACAUCAGAUUUUUUCUUCUCUAAUCAGUCAAUGCUUUAACAUUGACUGUGUCUGCGCCUCAAAUUUUUUUCGAAAUUGCUGUGUUCGGAAAAAAAUUGAGUAUUUCAUCGUGAGAUUAAGGCACUACUCUUUACUGUUUUAAGUUUAUCCCCAUAAUGCAUUUUUGAUGAAAACUAAAUACUCAUUGGAAGCAUAUUCAGGAUCAUAGUUGCAUUUUUCUUAAGCCUAUUUUUAUUCCUAAGCCUAUUAUUCCGUUAAGCUUAAUUUUUUCUAUUUAACAAUUUCAUCCGAACGCUAAAAUGUUUUACCUGUUCAGAGAGUGUAGAACAUGCGCUGUGAAAAAGAGAACAUGAGAAAUGCAACAAGUUUAGGUUUUCUUUUUUCUUAGAAACACAUUUCAAUUUAAACAUAUUGAAGAUUUUGUUUUUCAGUUUGAGCAUAGAAUUUAUCGAAGAAGAUUAAGUAGAACAACGUUCAAAAAUGAUAAUUUUAGUCAUGCUUACCCUACGUGCUGGCGCAUGGGAUUUUAUUUAUUUGUAUAUUCAUUUCAAUAUAAAAUUAUCUGAAACGUAUUCAGAUUUGAAUUCUGUUAAGUAUAAGAUCGAAUGUUGACUCUAUUUUUGACGCUGUAAAAAAGCACAAAAUCAAGCACAGAGAACUGUGAAUGAAUGAAAUUUAUAUGAGCACAAUUAUGUGAUCUUUGUGAUUUCAACUGUCAAUAACUACAUGUGAUCAUUGUGUUCCAGAAGCAUUUUAAUAUUUAUUUAAUUUAUUCUUCUGCAAAUGCUACAAAGAAACUGUGAGAUACAGUGUUUUUAAUAAAACUAUUAUGUUGAA
Molecule: messenger RNA, 2381 nt
Organism: Stegodyphus dumicola
Lineage: Eukaryota; Metazoa; Arthropoda; Arachnida; Araneae; Eresidae
Source: RefSeq, a predicted model, not a curated record